This is a messenger RNA of Carcharodon carcharias (great white shark), 6765 nucleotides long. Its product is annotated as adenylate cyclase type 10-like. Gene Ontology annotation, cellular component: cytoplasm. The transcript is spliced from 48 exons. The record is from RefSeq and is a predicted model, not a curated record. NCBI's taxonomy places the organism in Eukaryota, Metazoa, Chordata, Chondrichthyes, Lamniformes, Lamnidae. Gene Ontology annotation, molecular function: adenylate cyclase activity. Bases 1 to 6765 code for a protein of 2254 amino acids. Gene Ontology annotation, biological process: intracellular signal transduction; cyclic nucleotide biosynthetic process.
AUGGAUUACAUUCCCACUAGGCAUACUGUCAGCUUCGUCCGGCCACUUGCACGGAUGAGGGUCGGCAAACAGAAAUCCAUCUUCGCUGGCACCUAUAAAAUCUGCAAACUCGCCGCCAACGUGCCUGACCUUGUGGUGUAUGAAGGGGUGGACCGACCCAUUCCUGAUGUGGAACAUUUCCAUGGAGUCCUCCUGUUUGCUGACAUUUCAGGAUUCACCAGCCUCACUGAGAUAUACACAAAGAAUAGCAAGAAAGGCAGUGGAGCCGAUCACCUAACCAGAACACUCAACGGAUACAUCUCAGAGAUUGUGGAUCAUAUUCUUCAAGCAGGAGGAGAUAUUGUGAAUUAUGCGGGUGAUGCAAUGUUGGCAUUAUGGAGAGAGAGAAGGAAAGAACUGAAUGAAAUUCUCACUUUAGCUGUAAAAUGUAGUCUAAAUAUCCAGGACAAAUGUGAUAAUAAGGAAACUGAAGUAGGAGUCAAACUCAGAGUAAAAAUAGGUAUUUCUGCAGGAAAGCUUUCCAAAGUUGUAAUGGGAGAUGAAGAAUCUCGCUAUUAUGCACUGAUUGGUCGAGCAGUAGAUGAGGUUCGGAAAGCUGAAGGACUUGCUUCCGCCAACACUAUUAUUUUAUCCCCAAAUGCAUGGGAGCUCUGUGACAGAGAAAAUCUAGUUGUUGAAAAGAUAGAAAAUGAAAGAGCUGUAAAGGUGCGGUACAUUAAGAGAGAUCCACACUUUUCAGUUGACGAUUAUAUAAAAUCUUUUGGAACCCAUUUGGAGUACCAAGAAGUUGGUGAUACUAUAAAGACAAUAAGAAAAACAUCAAAGUUAUUGCCAAACGUACAACUUGAAUCUGUUCUCCGUAAAUAUCUCCUGAAAACAGUUUUACUAAAGAUUGAUGACGCGGUACCGUUGGAUUAUUUGUCUGAAAUGCGGCCAGCAACAGUGGUGUUUGUGAAUCUGCAGUUUGUGGAAAAUGCAACCAUGUAUCAUCAAUGUCAGUCUAUACAGGCUUGUUGUGUUGGAAUUAACAACGAAUUCAAAUUUUACCGGGGAAGAAUAAAUAAGGUCUUUAUGUUUGACAAAGGAUGUACUUUUCUUUGUGCUUUUGGCCUUCCUGGUGACAAAGGAGAAGAUGAAUGUGCAAAUGCUUUACAGUGUGCACACAAUGUUCAUGAAUUUUGUAAUAAACUUAGAUAUGUCAGUGUAGCAUCUAUUGGUGUUUCAACUGGUCCUCUAUUCUGUGGAGUGGUUGGGCAUCCUCUACGCCAUGAAUAUACAGUGAUUGGUCGAAAAGUUAACUUGGCAGCACGGCUGAUGAUGACCUAUCCUGGUGUGGUUUCCUGUGAUGAAGAGACGCACUAUCAUGCCAAGAUGCCUUCUUCCUACUUUAUUGAACUUCCUAAACGAAGUAUGAAAGGUGUGGCAAACCCAGGUACCAUUUACCAGUACCUCUCCAAGAAGCACCAGAAAAUACUUGGGAAGCCUCGAAUUUCUGUUGAAACAGAAGAUUAUCCUCUUCUAGGUCGUGAGAAAGAGAUGAAGAUUUUCCACCAUGCACUAAAAAGAUUUAGUUCGUUAAAGACCCGUCGUGCUGCUGACUGUUACCAGGUUAUUAUGUAUGAGGGGACAGUUGGGUAUGGAAAAAGCAGACUACUAGCUGAAAUUAUCCAGACAUCACAAGCAGAAGGAAUGAGGGUGUUACCAUUUGAAUUGGGAAAAAUGGAUAUCACAGAGCCCUAUUAUACCAUUCAAACUAUGCUGGCUCUGCUCCUUCAGGUGAACCACUGUAAAAAUUACGCAGAACGAGAAAGAGUUUUACUCAGCAAGAUAACAAAGCAAGAGUUGAUAGAAGAUUUGUGCCUUUUAAAUGACCUUCUUUUUGUAAAGUUUUCAGUUUCAGAAAAGGUCUCUCUCAUGGACAGUCGGACCAAGCACAGGACAUUUCGAAAUUAUGUGAUUGCAAUAAUCAAGCAGACUAUUGCGAGUGAUACAGGUCUGCUAGUCAUUGACCAGGUUCAAUAUAUUGAUACACCAUCAUGGGAACUUAUUUUGCAAAUGCGUGCGAGUCUUCCUUUGUUCAUGGUUAUGGCACUGAGGCCAUUCACUCUAGAAAAACCACCAUGCCAAGCUGCUAUAAUGGUCAUGAGGAGCCAAAGGACUCUAUAUAUAAAGCUUUCAGGUUUGGAUUCGAGACUAAUCCGUCCACUUGCCUGCCAAAUCCUGGGGGUCAUUAGUAUUCCACGAGAGCUAGAGAUGUUACUGACAGAACGCAGCUAUGGUGUACCAUACUACUGUGAAGAAAUACUUAGAAGCCUCUAUUACAGUGACCUCAUUCUCCUGGAACCUUUAGCUGAGGAUGACGAAGAUGAAAGUGAUGCUGUACUUACUUUCACUAGAAAGAAGAUAAUUGUGCCUACUGAAACAAAUUUGGAAGAAAGGGACACAAGAAAAAAAAGCAUAUUUCGAAAUUUUUCUGGAAAAGAAGUGCAAAAAUGCCGAAAGGUGGUAACAAUGGACCGAAAUGCUUAUGAAAAUCAGCAAUUCAUAUGUACUAUUGGAGAAACAGUAAAUCUACAGGAAAUUACCAUUCCGCUUACACUUAAAGGUAUAGCUUUAGCACAGCUUGACCGAAUGAACACAACAGAGCAGGUGAUUGUUAAGUGUGCAUCUAUUAUUGGACACACUUUCACCACUAAAAUGCUUCGAUACAUCUUACCUGAAGGUGCUGAACAAAAAUUGAAUCAAUCACUUAUAUCAUUGGUAAAAGCACGAACGUUUGAGUGUGCAUCAAGGACUGAUGAAGGCUUUACUUCACCAAUGGAUGAAAACGAGGAUGCCCUCCCACAGUGUUUCUGUUCCCACUGUGCAGAAUCCGAUGACCAUCUACAUGAAGAAGAAAAUGAGGAGAGAGGUAAACACUUGGAAAUUUGCAGAUGCAGUUCACCUCAGGUAGACAAGAUUGGACAAGUGCACCCAGUGCUUCUGUUAGCUCUGGCACAUCUGGAGAAGAACCAGCAGAAGGUGGCCCAGGGCCAGGUCACCUUGGUCAGUUGGGAGGGCCCCCUGCUGCCAUCCUGGACAACCUGCAGGAAAACCUGCAGGGAGGCAUCACUAAACGUGGGACCACUCUUUGUCUGCUCUGAGGCAUCUCUCCAGAAUAACAAGUCACAGCAGCAGUUAAGGAUAUCUGAGCAUCUCGUGGAUAACCCACCCCAGAGGCUCGUCACCCAACUUGGACAUCACAGAUGCCUUUUCCUCAGCAGUUCUCCGAGUGCCGAAACAACUAAAGAGAAAAAUACUGUCUGGCAAUGCAAAUUGAUGCGAUUCUGCAUUGCCCUUGUGCAUGAAACAGCUAAUGAUCUGUGGCUAAAGGAACAGAAAAAGUCACUCCACAUGAAGUGCACUAAAUUUCUGGAGAAUGCAGCUCGCAAAUGCAACAGCUGUGGAGAAGGUGACUUUAUAUAUCAGCACCGAAAAAUGGUCACGUUUUCUAUUGUAGAAACUGAAAGUGCCCUUCAAAGACGAAAAGAGCUAUAUGGUACAGCUAGCCAUGCAAACUUACGAAGUGAUUCUCCAGGUGGAGAAAGUCAGCAAGCUGUUUGGUCUGCACAUACUGAGAUGGCGCCCAGGAGAAAGAAACCAUGCGCUCCCAGAUUUAGCCACGACUCCCAGAUGGCUCUCCUCAACGCCAUCCACAAACUCUGUAAUAUCCUCUUCCUGAGGGAUGGAACCAGGAUGUCCACCAAUGUCACCUCGCUGGCUUGGGAGAGGGUCGCACCGGAGGCCUGUGCUGCUGGCACCCAAAAAAGAAAUGCCCUGCAGUGCAGGAAGAGGAUGAAUGAUCUAAUCCACUCUACCACGAUUCAUGUGGUGUUUAGCAGACUCAUGUUAGUUUCUCACCCCUUGUGUCAUGAACCUUGUGGCUAUCAGUGUGUCAUGGGGAGGUCUCCUGUGUCGCGCUGCUGCAAGGACAUCUUCACAUGGAAGCUGACCAUCAUUGCCCUCCUCAGGUUCCUGCCCUUCCAAGUCCUCUUCAUCCAAGGAAAUCUCUACCUCCUCCAGACUGCAGAUGCCUCCCCUGACCAUGACUAUACCACCUGCGACCCAGUACCCAGCCAGCCACCCGCAGGACCACUAUAUAUUAUCCUACAAAGGACUUAUAUCCUAGCACAACUGAUGGACUGCAAACAGACAAAUCAACCAGCUUUACUGGUGCAAAUGCCUUCUGGAAUUCUGAUCAAGAUGGAUGUGAUUCUCAAAGAAUGUGAAGGAAACAGUCAGCUGUAUGCCAAAGACUGUGAAUGUAAACCAAUAAUGGAAUCUAUUUAUUGUUCCCUUGUUCGUCACUGGAUGGGAGCUGGAAAUGUGGCAAAGACGUUCUUCUAUCUGCUUGAAACUGCGGCAGCCGCCUUGCAAUUAUCCAAUAACUUGAUGGCCCUAUCUUAUCUAACAGAAGCAGAAAAUAUUCUUACUGCAUUACGCAAAGGCAUUCCACCUUUUGAAUAUGCUGAUAUCACAAGGGACAGUAAGAUAUUUCCUUUUGAGAAAGCUUGCUUAUAUAGCCUCAAGGCAGAGGUGCAACUUAGCAUAGGCCAUCUUCUAGAAGCAGAGACCUUGUUUAAGAAAAGUUUAAUGCUGCUGAACAAAAAAUUCCCAAGUUUCGCUCUGUCACAAUUAAUUGCAUUUGGAAUCGAAAACUACAAAAAUUCUAAGCGACAUCGUGAAAAAGAAGAUUUAACAGGCGUAACUGAGGGGGCAAUAUCACCUAUUAUUCAUCAGCAGAUUCGAUGCCUAUCAUUUUUAUGGCAGAUAUUCUGCCUUCAGAAAUACACAUGCAAAUUGCCUGCAAUGUUCACAAUAUUACUGGAAUUGAACACAGCUGAAAUCUCCAAUAAUGAAUUUACGGUUUGUUUUAACAAUGUAGAGGCAAGUAAAACAUUUAAACAGGUAUUAGGCCUGAUCAUCUCAACCAGCCACCUACCCUGGCUGGCAUCGGGAUUCCCGGUGGCUAUGCAGCAUGUGUACCACCUUCAAGAGCUGCCGACCAAUCAUAGGCCGGCAGCACUUCAGUACCAGCACUGCUGGGACUGCAGGAGGCCCAGGAGAAGGAACAUUGCACGAGGCCUUGGAACCCAGACCACAUCAAAGAACACAUCCAAGUCCGUUACAGAACUCAUGUGCAACCUUGCCUUUCUGAAAGCUGACAUCUGCACUAGUUUUGCCCCUACUCUCAUGCCGGAAAGGCAGGAUGCAAGUGCGAUGGGGUUUGCCCAGGUCUCAGGUUUCCCACAGGUGCAGGGUACCAUCGACGGCAUUCAGGUGGUGCUCAAAUCUUUGUCGCAACGAGCGGUCAACCGCAAGAACAUCUAUUCACUGAAUGUGCAGCUGAUAAUUUCUGCCUACAUUGAUUCUUUCCGUUGUUAUCAUUUUGUUGGCUUUAAAGAGAAGAGUGCAAAAAUGGAAAGGUUGGCUCUACAGAAGUGUCUUGUUCUUAACAAGGAUCAGAAUGGAUUACAAAUGAUUGGUCAUUUAGUAUGUGCACUUUCAGAAAUGAAGCUCUGCACUGGACGCCUUGCUGAAUCUAUUGAGUAUGAUGUGCCCCAAGAAGGAAAAACAAAGCCCAAGAUACUUAGCCCAGCCAGCAUCUUGCAUCAUGGACUAUCACUCACCUUGCCCCUCCCAAGCUGUAAUGAUAUCUGGAGCCAAAUGUUCUUGGUGAAACGCAAAUGUGGCGUUGGUGAGCAGGACAGUGGUAUUGGCACACAAGACAAUGGAGGGUGUCCCGUGAAGACGGGACUUUGUCUCCAUAAGGACUGUGUGGUAGUCACUGCUACCAACACUAUCAUUGACAGCUGCAUCUGUGACAGAAAUGGAGGCAGUCGUGUCGAGAAAGGGAAGGAAAAUUUUGGAAUUGGACCAGGUGCAGCUUCGGUGGGCAGUUCAAAGUCAACCGCAUCGCUGUGGGUCUGUGUUGCCUAUAGACUUGGAGAUUAUGUUGACCUAAUGACAUAUAUGAAGGACUUUUCAGUCUCACGACACAACAUACUUGGUCAGGCAACAUUCUAUACCGCUUGUCUGGAUUUUUCUCUUCAGGAGGAGAAAACUAAUAACAUCCCAGAAAAAGAGUUCAUCAAGAGUCUGAGCUUGCAUGGUAUCAAGCUGACCUUGCAUGAUUUCAGUCUGAGCUCCGCUACAGCAUUCAGCCUUUUAGUGGAAGCUGCUUGUUCUGCAAUGGAAACUGAGACAUCAGCCAACAGAAGUUGCAUCAUGAGUAUGUUGGUCACCUGUGUAGUGAUGGACAUGGUUGUUCCAAGUUUACCCAUACAGGCGGUAGACCUAUCGCCAGGAAAGGACUUGACAGGGUGCCAGGUACUGUGCUCAGAGGGCCAAAAGCAGUCCAUUGAGACUGGGGAAACAGAGGGGAACCAGCAAAAUUCUGCUCAGUUGCAGAGAGCUGAGGAGGUCCCUAAAAUCCUACAAGGGGCAAUAGGGCCAAUAAGGAUUAGGGAAACGAAAGGAAAACCAACGGAUUUUAUGGAGGCCAGGAGAAAGUCUUCCAAGUUUGACCCAUUGGCACAGCCGAAGGGGAUCAAAAACAAUGAGCCAGAUUUUCAAAAGGCUGUGGGGUCGGGACCCUGUGCAGGUUUUGCACUAAGGCCAUUUGAUGAAUGCCUUGCUUUUAUCAAUGGAGUAAUCGAUGAUCCUGUUAUAAAGUCUGAAAAGAGCUUGCUGCUGGUGCUUCAUUCAUCAGUAGCACUCUGGUAA